AUGGCUCCCAAAGACUUCUUUCCACCUGCUCCCCUUGACCUUGACUGGGACAACAUCGGCAUCAAAGUCCGCGAGGUCAAUGGACAUGUUCAAUGUCGCUAUAAUGUUGCGACUGGAUCUUGGAGUGAGCCCGAAGUGGUCAAGGGCAUUGACCUGACCAUCAGCGGACUCUCUCCUGCUCUCAACUACGGCCAGCAAGCAUACGAGGGAAUGAAAGCCUUUCGCGACCCGCAGGGGCAGAUCCGCAUCUUCCGCCCGGAAGUGCACGCUGCGCGCAUGGCCCAUUCCUGUGAGGUCGUCUCCAUCCCCCCUAUUCCCCAGGAGCAUUUCACUCGGUCGGUCGCAUUGGCCGUGUCGGUCAACGCCGAGUUCGUGCCUCCCUUUGACAGCAGCGCUGCCCUCUACAUCCGACCGCUGGUGUUGGGCUCCGGCCCUCAGAUCAAUCUGGCCCAGCCUGAAGAGUACACAUUCUGUGUUUUCGUCCUUCCCGUCACCAGUCUUCUCGGCACCAAGCCCGUGGAUGCUUUGAUCAUGGAGGAGUUUGAUCGGACAGCUCCAAUGGGCACGGGAAAUGCCAAGGUCGGUGGGAACUAUGCUCCUGUUCUGCGGUGGGCUGCCAAAGCGCGCGCCAAGGGGUAUGGGAUUCCGCUGCACCUCGACAGCAAGACGCGCACCGAGAUCGAUGAGUUCUCGGCGGCGGGCUUCAUCGGGGUUAGAAAUGAUGAGGGACAGACCACCCUGGUGGUCCCGGAUAGUUCGUGUAUCAUCCAGAGCGUCACCAGCGACAGCUGCGUCCAGCUCGCCCGAUCGUAUGGCUGGUCGGUUGAGGUCCGGCCGAUCAAAUACACCGAGUUGCCCGAAUUCUCGGAAGUCUUGGCUGUAGGAACGGCGGCAGUGCUCGUGCCCAUCGGAUCAAUAACCCGCGACUCGCUCCAGGAUCUGAUCGUCUAUAAGCCCUCGGAGGAUGGAGGCUACCCGUGUGCAGACAGACUCUUCAAGUCGAUCAAGGAGAUUCAGAGGGGGUUGGGCAAGGAUGUUUUUGAUUGGUGUGUGCCGGUGCAUGAGCCAGCUGCGUACUUCCCAUCUGUCUCCGACCGAGAAGCCGCCGCACUGGCCUGAUCACUUGUGCUAUACCCAAUGUUUU
Molecule: messenger RNA, 1144 nt
Organism: Aspergillus heteromorphus CBS 117.55
Lineage: Eukaryota; Fungi; Ascomycota; Eurotiomycetes; Eurotiales; Aspergillaceae
Product: branched-chain amino acid aminotransferase
Exons: 6
Coding region: 1-1119 (372 amino acids)
Biological process (GO): branched-chain amino acid metabolic process
Molecular function (GO): branched-chain-amino-acid:2-oxoglutarate transaminase activity
Source: RefSeq, a predicted model, not a curated record